AUGGCCGACGACGCGGCCACCGCCGACGAGCACGUCACCUUCAACGUCAAGUCCUCCAGCGACGCCAAGUACACCCUCACCCUGCCCCGCACUACCACCGUAGGCGACCUGAAAUCCAAGCUCUCCUCCGCCGAAUAUGCCGACACGCCCGUCGAGCGCCAGCGCCUGAUCUAUUCCGGCCGUGUGCUCAAGGACCACGACACUCUCGACAGCACUAAGAUCAAGGAUGGCAACACGAUACAUUUGGUCAAGAGCGCUGCCAGCAACGUGCGCCAGAACCCCGCGAACCAGGGUGGCAGUGUGCCGCAAGGCACCGGUGCCGCCGGCAACGUUCCCCAGAACUUCGCCACCGGCACUGGCAACGACCCUCUGGCCGGUCUGACCGGCGCGCGCUACGCCGGCCUCAUGGGCCUCCCCGGUGCGGGCUCCUUUGGCCCUGACGGUGGUAUGGGCGCGCCCCCAGACCCCGACCAACUUCUCCGCCAGCUCGAAGACCCAAAUACUCUUCAGCUCAUGACUGAGGCCAUGAACAACCCGACGGUCAUCCAGCAUAUGCGCAACAGCCCCAUGUUCCGCAACAACCCCAUGAUGCAGCAGAUGCUUGACAACCCCGCCUUCCGCCGCAUGCUGACGGAUCCGGAGCUCAUCCGCCAGCAAAUGCAAAUGGCACGCUCCAUGGGAGGCAUGGGCGGCAUGGGUGGUAUGGGUGGUAUGGGCGAUAUGGGCGGACUUGGUGGCAUGGGCGGCAACACCGCGUUCCCCGCACCCGGCAUCACCAACACGACACCCGGCCAAGAACAGAACAACAACACGACGACGACGACCGGUGGCGCCACAACAGGCACGCCCAUCCAGCCCAACACGACGGGCCCGACGUCGCCGCCACCAAACCCCUUCGCCAUGUUCGGCGCUCCUCCGGGCGGCGCCGCCGGAGCAGACGCAGGCGCGAACCCCUUCGCGGCGCUGUUCAACCCGCCCGGCGCGGGCCAGGACAACACGGCCGGCGGCGAGGGGCGGAACAACCAGGCGAACGCGAAUCCGUUCGGAGGGCUGUUUGGCGGGGCACCGGGCGCGGGUAACCCGCUCAUGCAGAACGCGAUGCAGAACAUGAUGCAGAACCCGGAGGCGAUGCGGGCGGCGAUGCAAAUGCUGGGGAUGGGCGGGGGCGAGGGCGGCCUCGGCGGAGGAGCGGGCGCUGACGCCGGCGCUGGCGCAGGCGCCGCAGCAAACCCGUUUGCUGGCCUCUUCGGCGGGUUUCCCCCGGCUGCGGCCGCGCCCGCGGAUAACAGGCCGCCGGAGGAGCGCUACGCGGAGCAGCUGAGACAGCUGAAUGACAUGGGGUUCUUUGAGUUCGAGCGCAAUAUCCAGGCGUUGCGGCGGAGCGGGGGCAGCGUGCAGGGCGCAGUCGAGUACCUGCUUAGCGGGAACCCUUGA
Aplosporella prunicola CBS 121167 is the source of this 1434-nucleotide messenger RNA. RefSeq lists its product as uncharacterized. Bases 1 to 1434 code for a protein of 477 amino acids. Gene Ontology annotation, molecular function: polyubiquitin modification-dependent protein binding. Gene Ontology annotation, biological process: ubiquitin-dependent protein catabolic process. The record is from RefSeq and is a predicted model, not a curated record. The transcript has 2 exons. Lineage: Eukaryota; Fungi; Ascomycota; Dothideomycetes; Botryosphaeriales; Aplosporellaceae. Gene Ontology annotation, cellular component: cytosol.